Oncorhynchus mykiss (rainbow trout) is the source of this 1558-nucleotide messenger RNA. RefSeq names its product trace amine-associated receptor 13c-like. The record is from RefSeq and is a predicted model, not a curated record. Gene Ontology annotation, molecular function: trace-amine receptor activity. Gene Ontology annotation, cellular component: membrane. Gene Ontology annotation, biological process: G protein-coupled receptor signaling pathway. Lineage: Eukaryota; Metazoa; Chordata; Actinopteri; Salmoniformes; Salmonidae.
CCAAAAUAUGUCCAAUAGAGUAUAUAAACUCUGUCAUUCUUCUAAGAAGACUGUGCUGGAUUCAGCACCACUUACACACCUGCACCUGUGACUACAGUUGCAAGUGAUCAGCUCUAACUUGAAUGUCUUUUUGUUUUUGGCAAUGGAUAUCUCAUCUCAUCAACAUCUGGAUCCUAAGAUGUUCUGUUACCCAGAAUCAAAUGCCUCCUGCACCAGAGAAAUCUUCAGUGAAGGGUUUCAAAUUGCUUCAUACUUUUUUUUUGUUUCUGUUAUGCUGGUUACUAUUCUAGGGAACGGUGUGGUCAUUAUCUCCGUUGCUCACAUAAAACAGCUCCACACGCCAACUAACAUACUUAUAAUGUCUUUGGCAGUUGCAGACCUACUAGUUGGAGUAACUGUGAUGCCUUUUAGUACAAUUAAGGCUGUGGAGGGCUGCUGGUACUUUGGAGAUGCUUUUUGUUUCCUGCAUUCUGAUAUGUUCCUCACAUCUGUUUCAAUUUUCCACCUGGUAUUCAUAGCCAUAGAUCGAUAUGAGUCUGUGUGCAGUCCACUUCGCUAUUCCACCAAGAUUACUAUACCAAUUGCAUGGCUCAUGGUUUUUGCCAGUUGGGCCGUUGCUGCAUUGUACUCCUAUGGCCUAUUAUAUUCCAAAGCAAAUGUAAGAGGACUGGAUGAAUUCAUUGCAUCUAUAUACUGCCUGGGAAGUUGUAAUCUUUUCCUUAAUGCUCUGUGGGGCGCCCUAGACACAUUGAUAGCCUUUUUCUUUCCGUGCUCUGUAAUGGUGGGUUUGUAUACCAAAAUAUUUUUGGUGGCAAAAGAACAUCUAAGGAAGAUUGAAGCCAGCCAAAAUAAUUCCAAUGAGGGAGGUAGAGGUGUGGUGUCUCAACGGUCAGAGCGGAAAGCAGCUAAAACUUUAGGCAUUGUGGUGGGUGUUUUCAUCUUUUGCUGGCUGCCUUUCUUUGUUAAUUCCAUAGUUGAUCCAUACACAAACUUUAGCACACCACCUAUUCUCUUUGAGGUGUUUAUCUGGCUGGGUUACUUUAAUUCUACUGCAAAUCCAAUCAUCUAUGCACUGUUUUAUCCUUGGUUUCGAAAAUGUCUUAAUCUCAUUGUCACAUUGAAAAUAUUCAAUAGAAAUUCUUCCUAUAUAAAUGUAUUUGCUACUACGUGAUCUAUUGUAAAGCUACAUUAAUAUAAUAUACAACUAUGUGUGAACAGUAUGUAACUAACUUCAUGCAAAAAAAUGUAAAUGUUUCAUAAUAGCCCUUUUUGGGGCAGCAGAUGAAUUGUCCAGUUACUGUAAUUUACUUCUCACAAAAGGAUUCAUGUCAAUACAUGUACAGUAUGUGGUUUAGUGGCAGUUUAAAAAAAAACACAAGCUAUGACCUGUCCACCUUGGAUAGUGUGUUCAAUGAGGAAAAUGAAGAGAAGCAUUUGAGAAACCUCUUCUGAACAGUAUACUGCUGUCGAUAUUUGCCUGGUCUUUUUCAUGUAAUCUUGUUUCAUUUAUAAAUCCCUUCUUAUUGUAUUUUGAAUGUAGCAUAGGCCUACCUUAGAA